Molecule: messenger RNA, 1212 nt
Organism: Penicillium maclennaniae
Lineage: Eukaryota; Fungi; Ascomycota; Eurotiomycetes; Eurotiales; Aspergillaceae
Exons: 4
Coding region: 1-1212 (403 amino acids)
Biological process (GO): GDP-mannose biosynthetic process; carbohydrate metabolic process
Cellular component (GO): cytosol
Molecular function (GO): zinc ion binding; mannose-6-phosphate isomerase activity
Source: RefSeq, a predicted model, not a curated record
AUGGCUGAUGCAGUGGUUCAACUUCGCUGCGGUGUCAAGUACGAAAGUUGGGGGAAGAAGGGAAAGAGUUCAGUAGCUGCCCAACUGUGGUCAAAAACACCGGGCAAUGAGGGGAUUGAUGAGUCUAAGACUUACUCAGAGAUGUGGAUGGGAACGUAUCCCUCAAAUCCAUCUUAUCUCCUAUCCACUGGCGAGCAUCUAGGCGAAUAUUUGAAGAAGUACCCCCAGCUGGUGGGCAGAGCGGUUUACGAUCGCUGGGGCUCGGAGAUACCUUACCUACCAAAGAUAUUGUCUGUCUCCAAAGCUCUUCCACUUCAAAUCCAUCCAGACUUGAAACUCUCAGCCGAAUUGCAGAUGCAAGACCCGAAGAGGUACGGCGAUACGAAGCACAGUCCGGAAAUUGCCAUCGCGCUAUCCAAUUUCGAGUUAUUCGCAGGCUGGAAGCCACUUAGUGAGAUCGAGGCUUUGUUCAACCUCAAGCCGCUGGAAAGAUACGUCGCGCCACAAACGAAAUUCGACAACGAGACCCUGCGGCAAGUCUGCAAAUCGCUAUUGAGUGCUGACCAGAACACAGUGGCCGCAACAGUCAAAGAGCUACGGAAUAUCCCAGAAUCCCAGUUUGGUCACGAUUUUUACGUUCCAGUUCUCCUCGACCGACUUAGCAAGCAAUUCGGCGAGCAUGAAAAUGCAAACCUCGUUGCCGCUCUUCUAAUGAACUACAUGGCCCUCGGUCCCGGCGACUCCAUCUUCGUUCCACCCGAUAGUAUCCACGCUUAUCUACAAGGCGACAUUUUGGAAUGCAUGGCCCGAAGCGACCAUGUCAUCACCACGGGCUUUUGUCCCGCCGCCGAGCGUGACAACGUCGAGCUCUUCGGCCAGACGCUAACUUUCAACUCGCACAAUGCUGAAAGCGCUCUACUACCUCGUAGAAAGAGCGACAAGGGCAUGAAUUGCAAGACAGAUGUUUACGCGGCCUCGAUCAGCGAAUUUGCAGUGCUCUGCACUUGUCUGGGCGCAGGAGAGAAGGAGACGCACAAGGCCAUUCUGGGCCUGAGUUUGAUGAUUGUUGUUAAGGGGUGUGGGGCCAUGCAAAUCCCUGGAGACCAGACGAUUGCAUUGAAGGAGGGGUUUGUGUAUUUUGUGGGCCAGGGCGUUGCGUUGGAUUUCUGCACGGACAAGGGACUGGCGGUCUACCGCGCCUAUGCAGAGUAG